This is a messenger RNA of Phacochoerus africanus (Common warthog), 2069 nucleotides long. RefSeq names its product VPS37A subunit of ESCRT-I (gene VPS37A). Lineage: Eukaryota; Metazoa; Chordata; Mammalia; Artiodactyla; Suidae. Gene Ontology annotation, cellular component: ESCRT I complex. Bases 292 to 1485 code for a protein of 397 amino acids. Gene Ontology annotation, biological process: ubiquitin-dependent protein catabolic process via the multivesicular body sorting pathway; protein targeting to membrane; protein targeting to vacuole. The transcript has 12 exons. The record is from RefSeq and is a predicted model, not a curated record.
GAGAGCUGGGCAGUCACGCAGCCUAACUGGCUGGUUGGGCGUCAGGGAGGUGAAGGUAGGACUACCGGUCACGGGCGCCGAGUUCCCUCUCUCCAGCUGCCCGCAGUCAGAGCAUGCUCCUCAGGCCCCGAGGACCCCUGCCCGGGCUUGCUUAGAGAAGACAAGUCCCCAGCACUGGGGCCGGGGCGUCCCUGCCCGCUCCUCCUCUGUCGCUGGAGAACCGCCUGGCUGAGCGGCUGGGAGAAACAGGCCAGAGCCUUCUAGGGCCUCGGGCCCGGGGACCCGUGGAGGAUGAGCUGGCUCUUUCCCCUGACCAAGAGCGCCUCCUCCUCCGCAGCUGGGUCCCCCAGUGGCCUCACCAGCCUCCAACAGCAGAAGCAGCGCCUGAUCGAGUCCCUCCGGAACUCACACUCCAGUAUAGCUGAAAUACAGAAAGAUGUGGAAUACAGGUUGCCAUUCACCGUAAACAACUUGACAAUUAACAUUAAUAUAUUGCUCCCUCCACAAUUUCCUCAGGAAAAACCAGUGAUCAGCGUUUAUCCACCAGUACGACAUCACUUAGUGGAUAAACAAGGAGUGUAUAUUACCUCUCCGUUAAUAAACAAUUUUACAAUGCACUCAGAUCUUGGGAAAAUUAUUCAGAGUCUCUUGGAUGAGUUUUGGAAGAAUCCUCCAGUUUUAGCUCCCGCUUCAACAGCAUUUCCAUACCUGUACGGUAAUCCAGGUGGGAUGCCUCCUUAUGCUUCUCAGGGUUUUCCAUUUCUUCCUCCAUAUCCGCCACAAGAAGCUAACAGGACUAUCAGUUCUUUAUCUGUUGCUGACACUGUUUCUUCUUCAACGACAAGUUAUACAACAGCCAAACCUGCUGCUCCUUCAUUUGGUGUCCUUUCAAAUCUGCCAUUGCCUGUUCCCACAACAGACACUUCAGCACCGAUGAGCCAAAAUGGUUCUGGUUACAAGAUGCCUGAUGUCCCUGAUGCAUUUCCAGAACUCUCAGAACUAAGUGUUUCACAACUUACAGAUAUGAAUGAACAAGAGGAAGUAUUACUAGAACAGUUUCUGACUUUGCCUCAACUAAAACAAAUCAUUACUGACAAGGAUGACUUAGUAAAAAAUAUUGAGGAGCUAGCAAGAAAAAAUCUCCUUUUGGAGCCCAGCUUAGAAGCCAAAAGGCAAAGUGUUUUAGAUAAGUAUGAAUUACUUACACAAAUGAAAUCUACUUUUGAAAAGAAGAUGCAGAGGCAGCAUGAACUUAGUGAGAGCUGUAGUGCGAGUGCCCUACAGGCGAGAUUGAAAGUAGCUGCACAUGAAGCCGAGGAAGAAUCUGAUAAUAUUGCGGAAGAUUUCUUGGAGGGAAAAACUGAUAUAGAUGAUUUUCUCAGUAGCUUCAUGGAAAAAAGAACAAUUUACCACUGUAGAAGAGCCAAAGAAGAAAAGCUUCAACAAGUGAUAGCAAUGCACAGCCAGUUUCAUGCUCCACUCUAGAUUUUCCUGAAAACAUGAACUGCCAAGAGAGGAAUGGGACAUGAAACAAAGCACAUUUUAUAUAUUUAUGAUUUGCAAAUUGGCAUUUCAUCACAGUGGCUGAAUUCAUAGAUGUACUAUAUAGAUCGUGUACAGCACUGAAACUGAUUUUGUACAGAUUAGAAUGAUUGCUGUGAUCUUUGCUUUAGAAAUUUUCUGCACUAUUUGCACUAAAAAUGUUUAUUUAUUGUUGAUAAAUCCUAUUUAAGUUCCACCGCUAUUCUUCUCAUUAUUGAUGAAAUUCCUAUGCAUGUAAUUUUAGCUAGUUUCAAUAUUUUAAAAAAUUACUUCAUUUAAAUUUGUAUUUUUAAUUUGAAAUUACCUCAUUUCUUUAUCAAAGAGUGGUUUGUUUAGAUUUUUUUCAUUUCAACUUUUUUUGAAAAACUGCUAUUUCAACUAUAGAAAGACUAUAUUUUUCCUCUUUCUUUCUGGAUGAUAAACCUUUCUUUUCGAACAUAAUUUGUUUUUACAACACCAAACCUGCCAAUGUGCAAUCUCAAGGAAGUAACUUUUAAUACAUACAAUAAAUCAAAAGAAUAAACCAG